Molecule: messenger RNA, 1311 nt
Organism: Trichoplax adhaerens
Lineage: Eukaryota; Metazoa; Placozoa; Uniplacotomia; Trichoplacea; Trichoplacidae
Exons: 10
Biological process (GO): protein folding in endoplasmic reticulum
Cellular component (GO): endoplasmic reticulum membrane; endoplasmic reticulum
Molecular function (GO): thiol oxidase activity; protein-disulfide reductase activity; FAD binding
Source: RefSeq, a predicted model, not a curated record
UAUUUACAGUUGGAAGGCCAAGUGGAAGAUUGUCAUUGUCAAGUAGAAACGGUCGAUAAAGUCAAUAAUCUCAAAAUCUUUCCGUUACUUCAAACUUUGGUGCAGUAUAAUUACUUUAAGUUUUAUCCGGUCAAUUUAAUAAAACCUUGCCCAUUCUGGCAUGAUGAUAAUCGAUGUGUACUACGCCAUUGCUCCGUCAAUGAAUGCAAGGAAACUGAAUUACCAGCAGGACUUCGAGGCAAGCCACGCUUACUCAAUAAAAGAAGCUCUAACGAUAUCGACAAUGAUGUCGAUUGUAAAAAAUAUGCUGCUGAAAAUGAUGUUUUAGGCAAAAUCGACUCCACUUUAACCGAUCAAGACAAACGUGCAUUUGUAGGAUGGAAACAACAUGAUGACUCAGGGGAUAAUUUCUGCGAUAUCGACGAUGAAAAUGCAUCCGACGUAAAGUAUGUCAAUCUACUACUGAAUCCUGAACGAUUCACAGGAUAUGGUGGCAAAUCGGCUCAUCGAAUUUGGAAAACUAUUUACAACGAAAACUGCUUUACUCCUGCAAAGUCUUACAAAGACAUUGCUAUAUCAGGAUUUACGCAAGGACUCUGUCUUGAAAAGAGAGCUUUCUUUCGAUUAAUUUCUGGUAUGCAUGCCAGCGUAAAUAUCCAUUUAUCAGCUAAAUAUCUUUUACCAGCUACUUUUAUGAGAGGUAAAAGUUCUUUUCGUUGGGGACCUAAUGUACAUGAAUUUCAAAAUCGUUUCUCUUCUGAAAAUACCAAUGGAGAAGGUCCAUUGAAAUUAAAGAAUCUCUAUUUUGCCUACCUGGUGCUAUUAAGAGCUGUUACGAAAGCUGCGCCAUAUUGGGAAAAAAUGGAUUUUUACACUGGCAACACCACCGAAGAUGAAAGUGUUAAAAGAAUAAUACUAGAUAUUGUAUCCAUAGCAAAAUCAAACUGUAAUGGAUCUUUUGAUGAAACUGAGCUAUUUGCUGGAGAGCCAGAAAAAGCUCUUGCGUUAAAGAAAGAAUUUCGCGAUCACUUUCGGAAUAUCUCCAAGAUAAUGGAUUGCGUUGGAUGUAAUAAAUGUCGCUUGUGGGGAAAGAUACAGGUCCGUGGUAUCGGUACGGCAUUAAAGAUCCUCUUUUCAGUGAAAAAUGAAGCUUUAAAUAACGCAGAUAAAUUUCAUUUGAAGCGUCCUGAAAUUAUAUCAUUAAUUAAUACAUUAGCAAGGUACUACCUGAGCAAUUUUAAAUUUAUUGACUGUAGACAUCGUUUGCAAUGCAAUCAAUUAUCAAUAGGAUACAGUAAUGGUUGUAAGUAA